Pipistrellus nathusii (Nathusius's pipistrelle) is the source of this 381-nucleotide messenger RNA. NCBI's taxonomy places the organism in Eukaryota, Metazoa, Chordata, Mammalia, Chiroptera, Vespertilionidae. The record is from the annotation of a GenBank genome assembly.
AUGAAUCUGAGUGCAGGAGGCAGGCCAUUGCUAGCGCUCUCCCUUGAUCAUGUGGGUUCUCCUGGUCUUGUGUUUCUAUCUAAUGGGGCUCAGCCUCUUGUCUUGGGGGAUUUUAGGGGCAGAGCUGAGCAGCAGGCACCAUUCCAACUGGAAGGCCAGUUGACCCAGGAGUCCAAGUGCCCAGGGUCAGGAAGGAGCGGGCACUGUGCCCCCCUCCAGGCCGGGGAGGGGAGUAGCAGCCCAGAGGGACGGAGGAGGGCUGGAGCACCUGCCCUGCCCCCUCGCAAUCUCGCCAGCAAAGGAAUUCCUGAGGCCAAUGUCACCAAAGCUGAAUUGAUGUUUUGUUAUUGUUUCUCUUUCUUUUCCUUUUUACUUUAUUGA